ACGGGCGCCGGACGACUAGCCGCCGAGGACCGUGGCUGCCGAAAUGCCGCCGUGAAGCGGCAACAUCAUUCGGCGUCAUUUUGGCGGUAGCGUUUCUUGACGUUGCUGCUUCUCGGUGGCAUUUUGGUGGCCAGGAGGCGCCCCCGGGCACUGCGUUGGGGACCCCUGUCCUAGAGCAUCCUAGCCCCGCGUGUCUCUCAGCACUGACUCAGCACCAGCCAGGCCAUUGGUGACGCUGAGCUAAUGCCUGGGUGUGCUCCCCGCACGCUCCCCGCCCAGCAGCCCCCACUGCCCUGGGCAGUCUGGCCAGGCCCAGGCUGGGUGGAGAGAGGCAGAAAACAGAGUCAGAGAAAAGUGGGGCUGGAAGGGACCUGGAAAGGGCAACUAGUGAAGUCCAGCCCCUGCGCUGGGGCAGGGCCAUGUAACCCUGGACCAUCCCUGGCGGGGGUUUGUCCAACCCACCUGUGCUCAAAACCCUCCAGUGACGGGGAUCCCACAGCCUCCCCUGGAAGCCUGUUGCACAGCGUAGCUCCCCUGAGAGGGAGAAAGGGUUUCCGAAUAGCUACCCGGGAUCUCCCUGGCCACAGACUGAGCCCGUCGCUUCUUGUCCUGCCUUCCGUGGCCAUGGAGAACCAUUGAUCCCUGUCCUGUGAAGACUGUUCUCGACUGUUCUCGUGAAGACUGUUCUCAGGUCCCCCUCAGUCCUCCUCUCUCCAGGCUAAACAGGCCCUGGGUUUAACCCUUCCCUCACAGGGCAGGUUUUCUAAACCUUUCAUUGUUUGUGUUGCUUUCCCCUGGAUUCUCUCUAGUUUCUCCACAUCUGCCCUACGGUGCGGCCCCCAGACCUGGACACGACCCCCCGCUAAGGCCAGCGCCGGGACAAUCACCUCCCGUGUCUGACACACUCCAGCUACGCCCCAGAAUGACACCAGCCCUUCUCCCAGCGGUAGCUGGAGGCUGAUGUGCCGGGCAGGACCCCCAGGCGCUAGCGAUACACCUCACCACUUCCAGGCCACACCCUCCCUGCCCAUGUCAAGCCAGGCCCCCCUUGGCCCGGCUCAGGCCCUGGGCAGCGGGUGCCUGGGGCUGGAAUUCAGGAGGCCCCAGGCCUGUGCUCACCCUGCUAGCGCUGUGGCGGGGAAGGGUUAACAGCUGUUUCCGAUCAGGCGUGCUGGGCUCCAUUAGCCAUGCCUGAGCAUCCCCAUCACCGGGCUGCUGGAGCGGAGAAUGCUGCCAAGGGUGAAGAGCGAGGAGCAGUUUGCCAUGGUGGCUGCAGUGCAGCUCCUUGCCUGGAGCCUGGUCCUGGUGCCGGCGCUGCUCCCAGCCUCUCCCCUGCCCCAGCCGUUCAGCAGCGAGCGACACACCAGGCCACGGGCUGUGGGAGCCUCCCUGGGCCCCGGCUGGGUGCAGGAGCUGGCUGGGUGGCCCCCUCUGGGCAGCCCCUCCGAAGAGGCUCUCUGGACCCGCCAGGCUCUGCCAGCCCUUUCCCCAUUGCUGCUGGCUGCCCCUGGGGGGAGCCUGGUCUUCAGUGGGGCUGGGGAGCCGGAUGAUGAGCUGUGGCGAGGCUCCAGCCGUGCCCCCCUGCAGCCAGGGGCACCUGCUGCCCACUCUGCAGCCAUCAGCCAUGACACGGGGAUCCCCCCUGCCCCAGCAGGAAGCUCUGCUCUCCCACCCCCCGCCUGGCCCCUGCUCCUGGGGGCUGAUGGCUCUCGGCAAACGCUGGAGGUGCCCCCGGCUCCGGGACCUGCUGGCACUGAGGGGGCUGGGGGCCCUGGCCCAGACACGGCCACGUUCCAGGGACACACUGGGCUUGGCUCGGGGAGCUGGCCCUUCACGCCCGCGCCUGGCUCCGGGGCUCUGAGCACCGCAGGCAGCCCAGGGGCCUUGGCUUUCGAGAGCAGAGAACUGCCCUCGGGCUCAGAGCCCGGGAGCCUGCAGCCAGCUUCUCCCAGCCCGGCCAGGCCUCCUGGGGCAGAGAGCAGCCCAGGCCCUGCUGGGCAGGACAGUCCGGGCACCGCCGGGACGCCACGCCCCAGGCCAACGGUGUCCACUGUCGCCUUGGCGGCCAGGCCGGGCUCCGUGGCAGGAGCCAGCAGCGCCGAGUGGCGGCAGGCGGCAGACGUGGGCCCUGCGGGCGUGGGUCAGGAGGGCCGGCCUGUGAGCUGGGCUCCAGGGAAGGGGCAGCCGGCGCCUCGGGCCGAUGUCCCCUGGGAGCCCGGGGAACCGCUGGAGCGUGCCUGGGGAAAGGGACGGGCUUCCUACACCCAGCAGUCCUCCCUCCCUCCCUGGGGUGAUGCCCCGGGGCUGCCCCCACACCCCACAGGCAGGGAUGGCCAGCCCCAGCCAGAGAUAGGGUGGGUCCCUGGAGCCAGCCUGGCUACCUGGCCUGCUGCUACCUCCCAGCCGCAGCAGACGGCUGUAGCAGGGGGCUCCGUGGCUGGUGGGUGGCCUGGUCUUCCUCCCGCUGUGCUCAGCGCUGGCCGACUGGAGCUCCCGCCAAGCCUGGCUCCAGUGCAGGGCCGCCUGACUGAGCCGGCUCCCCCUGCCUGGAGGUUCACCCCGGCCUGGACAGAGGGGGUCACGCUGGAAACCAGAGCCCCGGUCUGGACAGAGGGGCUCUCGGCUCAUCAGAGAAGCACUCGGCGGGCGCUGCCCGGAUCCGCGACCCAGCCACUGCACCUCCCCGGAAAAGCUGCUCCUGGCACAGAACAGGGACCGGCGCACCCCCGUGCCAGGCCCGACCUCCACGCCAGCCCGGGAACGUCGCCCGCCCCAAUGCCUCCUCGCCCAGGGGCUGCAGCCGAGGAGGAGAUUGGGGCCCCGCAGCGAGUCCGGGGAGCUGUGGACCCAAGAACCCCCGUGAACACCACCUCCACGGCCACCUCUGCCCCCAGGCCACCGCCGCUGGGGACCAGGCACUCAGAUGGGACCCGACCUCCUGGCCCUGGCAGCACCACGGCCCCUGUGCCCGCCCACCCCCAGCCCCCAGCCACUCCCCAGCGGGGCCUGAUCAGAGUCAGCACCCAGCGAGCUCUUCAGCGCCCCCCUCUGCCCAGGCCUGGGCCCAGCGUCCCAGCCACGGUGCCCGCCUCUAGCCUGCCCUGCCCCCAUGCCAGUGGGACCUGCAGCCUCCUGCAGCCCAACCAGACGCUGCUGCACUGGGCAGACCUGCAGCGCACGCUCGGCUUCGCCUGGGAGCUGCACGUCUAUGGCACCAGCACCCUCUUCUUGCUGCUCAGCCUGGUCUGCGUGGCCAGCCUCGUCGGCUCGCCCGUCCUGGGCCUGCCCCACCUGCCCUACACCCUGGGCGCCAACGCCCUGCUGCUGGGCGCCGGCCUGCUCCGCGCCGCCUUCCUUCUCACCGACCCCUACGGCGCCAGGGCCAGGCUGCCCGCCCCGGCCGUGCGGCUGCUGUACAACGCGCCCUUCCUGCUGCUGCUCGGCGCCUUCGCCCUGCUGCUGCUGCUCCUCCUGCGCGUGGCCCGGCUACAGCUGCUGCCGCCCCCCCUGCAGAGCCUGCCCCUGCUGGCCGCGCUGGCCUCGCUCCAGAGCACCGCGCUGCUGGCAGCCGACCUGCUCUCGUCGCUGCUGAGCCCCGUGCUGGGCGUGGGGCUGCACCUGCUCUCCUGCGCCUGCGGCACCUCCCUCAUGCUGGCCAGCCUGGCUGCGUACUGGAAGCUGCGGCCCCACCAGCCUGCCGGGCCGGGCGAGGCCCAGCGGGGGUCGCUUGGCUGUGAGGACCCCCAGGAGCUGCCUGGGCCGGGCAGAGCCCUGCAGGGGCUGGGCCCCUGCCCGCGGGUGCUGCUGGGGUGUAGCGCUCUGGGGCUGCUGUGCUGUGGGCUCCAGGCGUACGGGGCCCUGUGGCUGGGCGGGGUGCUGGGCCCGCCAGGGGAAUUCUCCUGGCCCUGGUGGUUCGUGCAGUUCUGGUUCCGAAUCUGCGAGCUGCUGCUGGCCUUUGCCCUGUGCUUCGUGGCCUCACACCCCUUGUGCCAGUGCUGCGGCUCCGCUGACCACACCUGCUGGGCCAAGCUCGUCCGCUACUUCUGCACCUACCGCAAGGCCGAGGCGCCCGAGUACCCCAACAACUGCUACGACUGGGCCAACGGCACGCAGGAGCGGGCGGCCAGCAACGACAUCAGCAAAAGCCUGAUCCGCAACCCGCCCGAGCAGGUGCACCUGCGGGCACUGAGGGGCAGCAACGAGGUGAGGGCGACGGGGGCCUUCUCUGCCGGGGGCUCCACCUCCUUGCUGGGCCGGGCUGGCGCCAGCCCCAAGUGCCCCAAUGCCGCGCGCAUGGGGCGCUCCUACACCAGCGUCUGCUUCGAGAAGGAGUCGGUGCUGUCGCUCGGCGAGCUGGAGUUCCGCCCACCCUCGCCCAUCAACCUGAGCCGCAGCAUCGACGAGGCGCUCUUCAAGGAGCACCUGGUGCGCGACAGCAUCUUCCUGCGCUCCAGCCUGCAGUACCCCGGGCGCCUGGUGCGCCAGGACUCCCGCUCCUCGCUGCGCCGGAGCUCUGCCCUCACGCCCACGGCCGAGCCGCUGCUGCCCGCCAAGGCCCGGCAGCGGCGCAGCAGCGACCCCGACUACCUGUACAGCCUGGCCCGCUGCAGCUCGCUCAGCGACCUGCCCUCCCAGAGCGCCAGCCUGCCCCCCAGCAAGGGCCUGCCCAGCCAGCCCCCCACCGAGGGCACCGUCUCGGGCAGCUCCCUCGACAGCUUCUCUAAGGGCUCCCUGAAGAUCAGCUGGAACCCCUGGCGGCACGGCCUCUCCUCGCUGGAGAGCCUGCCCCUGGAGGAGACGCCCAGCCGGGCCCCGCUGCUCCCCGACGAGGCCUCCGGGCCCAGCACCACGGGCGGCGCCGGAGACUCUGAGCGUGAAGCCAGGAGGAGUUUCCUGGCACUCAGCAAGCAGGUGGAUUCCCGCAGCCUGUCGAGUGACACCAUUGAGCUGUGAGGGGCAGGGCCAGGGCGGCCCCCCUCGGCACAGCGCGGCGGAUAGCGGCCGGAGCCCAGCCCUGGUGCUGGCAGGCCGUGGAGCCCUGGCAUGGGGCAGUGCCAGGGAGAGCCCAUGACCAACGGGCUCCCUGCCUGCCCCAGCCCUGCCUAGUGCCAACCCCCGACCUCCAUCAGUGAUUUUAUGUAGAUCCAUUUUCCCAGCUCAGAUUUUGCACUGGGGGGCGGGUGGGGGGCUGGGCCAGCCCAGGAAGCACCAGCACAGAGGGGGCAGGACUUGCUUUCCCGCACAUGCUGCAGAGCCGGGCUGGGGGGGGAGCGCUGGCUCCGGCUGAGUGAGGGCCAAGGCCAGGGAGGAGCCCCCCGCUGAGCACCCUCAGGGAGGGGGGUGGGGGUUAGGCCCAUGCAGCCAGGGCUGCUGGGGGGGGGGGGGGAGGGUGGCCUUAGCCAAGGGGGACCCAUGGGCACGGCAGGGCUGAGCCCCCCACUAGGCCAAGCCCAGAGAACGGCUCAGGUGAGGCUGCCCCAGGGCCCAACAUUGCGCAGGCACCACAACAGGUGGGGCAGGAGCCACCAGCCCUGAUCCUAAGGGGGCAGAGGUGGGGGGCUGACCUGCGCAGGGGUGGGGGGGCUGUUGCUGUGGGUCUGUUUGUGCCAAAAGAACGAAAUAAAUUUGCUCUCACAAGUCCCCUGCCGUGCUGGAGCGAUUUCUCCCUGUGGCAGGGCCCAUAGCUCUGGGGGGCAGUCUGUGCCCCACGCUGGGGACAGGGGUCGAACCCCUUCCAGG
This is a messenger RNA of Chrysemys picta bellii (western painted turtle), 5739 nucleotides long. RefSeq names its product proline rich transmembrane protein 3 (gene PRRT3). Lineage: Eukaryota; Metazoa; Chordata; Testudines; Emydidae. The record is from RefSeq and is a predicted model, not a curated record.